CAGUACGCAAGUUCGUCAGAAUGGUCCUCCGCCGGCGACGCCGCUGCGUCACUGGUUUGCAGGCGCUUUCCUCUUGGAAGUAGCGACUGCUGCGGGGCUGAGCGCUGGUCUCUCGCGCCUCGGGAGCCAGGUUGGCGGCGCGAUGAGGCGCAGUAAGGCCGACGUGGAGCGGUACAUCGCCUCGGUGCAGGGCUCCGCGCCGUCGCCUCGAGAGAAGUCAAUGAAAGGAUUCUAUUUUGCAAAGCUGUAUUAUGAAGCUAAAGAAUAUGAUCUUGCUAAAAAAUACAUAUGUACUUAUAUAAAUGUGCAAGAGAGGGAUCCCAAAGCUCACAGAUUUCUGGGUCUUCUUUAUGAAUUGGAAGAAAACACAGAUAAAGCCGUUGAAUGUUACAGGCGUUCAGUGGAAUUAAACCCAACACAAAAAGAUCUUGUGUUGAAGAUUGCAGAAUUGCUUUGUAAAAAUGAUGUUACUGAUGGAAGAGCAAAAUACUGGGUUGAAAGAGCAGCUAAACUUUUCCCAGGAAGUCCUGCAAUUUAUAAACUAAAGGAACAGCUUCUAGAUUGUGAAGGUGAAGAUGGAUGGAAUAAACUUUUUGACUUGAUUCAGUCAGAACUUUAUGUAAGACCUGAUGACGUCCAUGUGAACAUCCGGCUAGUGGAGUUGUAUCGCUCAAAUAAAAGGUUGAAGGAUGCUGUGGCCCACUGCCAUGAGGCAGAGAGGAACAUAGCUUUGCGUUCAAGUUUAGAUUGGAAUUCAUGUGUUGUACAGACCCUUAAGGAAUAUCUGGAGUCUUUAGAGUGUUUGGAGUCUGAUAAAAGUGACUGGCGAGCAACAAAUACAGACUUACUGCUGGCCUAUGCUAAUCUUACACUUCUUACGCUUUCCACUAGAGAUGUGCAGGAAAGUAGAGAAUUACUGGAAAGUUUUGAUAGUGCUCUUCAGUCCGUGAAAUCUUCUUUGGGUGGAAAUGAUGAACUGUCAGCUACUUUCUUAGAAAUGAAGGGACAUUUCUACAUGCAUGCUGGUUCUCUGCUUUUGAAGAUGGGUCAGCAUAGUGAUAUUCAAUGGCGAGCUCUUUCUGAGCUGGCUGCAUUGUGCUAUCUCAUAGCAUUUCAGGUUCCAAGACCAAAGAUUAAAUUAAUAAAAGGAGAAGCUGGACAAAAUCUGCUGGAAAUGAUGGCCUGUGACCGUCUGAGCCAAUCAGGGCACAUGUUGCUAAACUUAAGUCGUGGCAAGCAAGAUUUUUUAAAAGAGGUUGUCGAGUCUUUUGCCAACAAAAGCGGGCAGUCUGCAUUAUAUGAUGCUCUGUUUUCUAGUCAGUCACCUAAGGAUACAUCUUUUCUUGGUAGCGAUGGUAUUGGAAACAUUGAUGUACAAGAACCAGAGCUUGAAGAUUUGGCUAGAUACGAUGUUGGCGCUAUUCGAGCACAUAAUGGUAGUCUUCAGCACCUUACUUGGCUUGGCUUACAGUGGAAUUCAUUGCCUGCCUUACCUGCAAUCCGAAAAUGGCUAAAACAGCUUUUCCAUCAUUUGCCCCAGGAAACCUCAAGGCUUGAAACAAAUGCACCUGAAUCAAUAUGUAUUUUAGAUCUUGAAGUAUUUCUACUUGGAGUAGUAUAUACCAGCCACUUACAGUUAAAGGAGAAAUGUAAUUCUCACCACAGCUCCUAUCAGCCGUUAUGCCUGCCCCUUCCUGUGUGUAAACAGCUUUGUACAGAACGACAAAAGUCUUGGUGGGAUGCGGUUUGUACUCUGAUUCACAGAAAAGCAGUACCUGGAAACUCAGCAAAAUUACGACUUCUAGUUCAGCAUGAAAUAAACACUCUAAGAGCCCAGGAAAAACAUGGCCUUCAACCUGCUCUGCUUAUACAUUGGGCAAAAUGCCUUCAGAAAACGGGCAGCGGUCUUAAUUCUUUUUAUGAUCAACGAGAAUACAUAGGGAGAAGUGUUCAUUAUUGGAAGAAAGUUUUGCCAUUGUUGAAGAUAAUAAAAAAGAAGAACAGUAUUCCUGAACCUAUUGAUCCUCUGUUUAAACAUUUUCAUAGUGUAGACAUUCAGGCAUCAGAAAUUGGUGCAUAUGAAGAAGACGCACACAUAAGUUUUGCUAUAUUGGAUGCAGUAAAUGGAAAUAUAGAAGAUGCUAUGACUGCUUUUGAAUCUAUAAAGAGUGUUGUUUCUUAUUGGAAUCUUGCACUGAUUUUUCACAGGAAGGCAGAAGACAUUGAAAAUGAUGCCCUUUCUCCUGAAGAACAAGAAGAAUGCAAAAAUUAUCUGAGAAAGACCAGGGACUACCUAAUAAAGAUUUUAGAUGACAGUGAUUCAAAUCUCUCAGUGGUCAAGAAAUUGCCUGUGCCCCUGGAGUCUGUAAAAGAGAUGCUUAAUUCAGUCAUGCAGGAACUCGAAGACUAUAGUGAAGGAGGUCCUCUUUAUAAGAACGGUUCUUCGCGAAAUGCAGAUUCAGAAAUAAAACAUUCUACACCGUCUCCUACCAAAUAUUCACUAUCACCAAGUAAAAGUUAUAAGUAUUCUCCCAGAACACCACCUCGAUGGGCAGAAGAUCAGAAUUCUCUACUGAAAAUGAUUUGCCAACAAGUAGAGGCCAUUAAGAAAGAAAUGCAGGAGUUGAAACUAAAUAGCAGUAACUCAGCAUCCCCUCAUCGUUGGCCCACAGAGAGUUAUGGACCAGACUCAGUGCCUGAUGGGUAUCAGGGGUCACAGACAUUUCAUGGGGCUCCACUAACAGUUGCAACUACUGGCCCUUCAGUAUAUUAUAGUCAGUCACCAGCAUAUAAUUCCCAGUAUCUUCUCAGACCAGCAGCUAAUGUUACUCCCACAAAGGGCCCAGUCUAUGGCAUGAAUAGACUUCCACCCCAACAGCAUAUUUAUGCCUAUCCGCAACAGAUGCACACACCACCAGUGCAAAGCUCAUCUGCUUGUAUGUUCUCUCAGGAGAUGUAUGGUCCUCCUGCAUUGCGUUUUGAGUCUCCUGCAACAGGAAUUCUAUCGCCCAGGGGUGAUGAUUACUUUAAUUACAAUGUUCAGCAGACAAGCACAAAUCCACCUUUGCCAGAACCAGGAUAUUUCACAAAACCUCCAAUUGCAGCUCAUGCUUCAAGAUCUGCAGAAUCUAAGACUAUAGAAUUUGGGAAAACUAAUUUUGUUCAGCCCAUGCCAGGUGAAGGAAUAAGGCCAUCUUUGCCAACACCAGCACACACAACACAGCCACCUCCUUUUAAAUUCAACUCAAAUUUCAAAUCAAAUGAUGGUGACUUCACGUUUUCCUCACCGCAGGUUGUGACACAGCCCCCUCCUGCAGCUUACAGUAACAGUGAAAGCCUUUUAGGUCUCCUGACUUCAGAUAAACCCUUGCAAGGAGAUGGCUAUAGUGGACCCAAACCAAUUCCUAGUGGUCAAACCAUUGGGCCUCGAAAUACAUUCAAUUUUGGAAGCAAAAAUGUGUCUGGAAUUUCAUUUACAGAAAACAUAGGGUCAACUCAGCAAAAGAAUUCUGGUUUUCGGCGAAGUGAUGAUAUGUUUACUUUCCAUGGUCCAGGAAAAUCAGUAUUUGGAACACCCACUUUAGAGACAGCGAACAAGAAUCAUGAGACAGAUGGAGGAAGUGCCCAUGGGGAUGAUGAUGAUGAUGGUCCUCACUUUGAGCCUGUAGUACCUCUUCCUGAUAAGAUUGAAGUAAAAACUGGUGAGGAAGAUGAAGAAGAAUUCUUUUGCAACCGUGCGAAAUUGUUCCGUUUUGAUGUAGAAUCCAAAGAAUGGAAGGAACGUGGGAUUGGCAAUGUAAAAAUACUGAGGCAUAAAACAUCUGGUAAAAUUCGCCUUCUAAUGAGACGAGAGCAAGUGUUGAAAAUCUGUGCAAAUCAUUACAUCAGUCCAGAUACGAAAUUGACACCAAAUGCUGGAUCAGACAGAUCUUUUGUAUGGCAUGCCCUUGAUUAUGCAGAUGAGUCGCCAAAACCAGAACAACUUGCUAUUAGGUUCAAAACUCCUGAGGAAGCAGCACUUUUUAAGUGCAAGUUUGAAGAAGCCCAGAGCAUUUUAAAAGCCCCAGGAACAAAUGUAGCCACAGCAUCAAAUCAGGCUAUCAGAAUUGUAAAAGAACCCACAAGUCAUGAUAACAAGGAUAUUUGCAAAUCUGAUGCUGGAAACAUGAAUUUUGAAUUUCAAGUUGGAAAGAAAGAAGGGUCUUGGUGGCAUUGUAACAGCUGCUCAUUAAAGAAUGCUGCAACUGCUAAGAAAUGUGUAUCAUGCCAAAAUCUAAACCCAAGCAAUAAAGAACUCGUUGGCCCACCAUUAUCUGAAACUGUUUUUACUCCUAAAACUGGCCCAGAGAAUGUUCAAGAUCGAUUUGCACUGAUGACUCCAAAGAAAGAAGGUCACUGGGAUUGUAGUAUUUGUUUAGUAAGAAAUGAACCUACUGUAUCUAGGUGCAUUGCGUGUCAGAAUACAAAAUCUGCUAACAAAAGUGGAUCUUCAUUUGUUCAUCAAGCUUCAUUUACAUUUGGCCAGGGAGAUCUUCCUAAACCUGUUAACAGUGACUUCAGAUCUGUUUUUUCUACAAAGGAAGGACAGUGGGAGUGCAGUGUAUGUUUGGUACAAAAUGAGGGGAGCUCUACAAAAUGUGCUGCUUGUCUGAAUCCGAGAAAACAGAGUCUACCUGCUACUGCUAUUCCAACACCUGCCUCUUUUAAGUUUGGUACUUCAGAGACAAGUAAAACUCCAAAAAGUGGAUUUGAGGACAUGUUUGCUAAGAAGGAAGGACAGUGGGAUUGCAGUUCAUGCUUAGUGCGAAAUGAAGCCAGUGCUACAAGAUGUGUUGCUUGUCAGAAUCCAGAUAAACCAAGUCCAUCUACUUCUCUUCCAGCUCCUGCCUCUUUUAAGUUUGGUACUUCAGAGCCAAGCAAGGCUCCAAAGAGCGGAUUUGAGGGAAUGUUCACUAAGAAGGAAGGACAGUGGGACUGCAGUGUGUGCUUAGUAAGAAAUGAAGCCAGUGCCACCAAAUGUAUUGCUUGUCAGAAUCCAGGUAAACAAAAUCAAACUGCUUCUGCAAUUUCAACACCUGCCUCUUCAGAGACAAGCAAGGCUCCAAAGAGCGGAUUUGAGGGAAUGUUCACUAAGAAGGAAGGACAGUGGGACUGCAGUGUGUGCUUAGUAAGAAAUGAAGCCAGUGCCACCAAAUGUAUUGCUUGUCAGAAUCCAGGUAAACAAAAUCAAACUGCUUCUGCAAUUUCAACACCUGCCUCUUCAGAGACAAGCAAGGCUCCAAAGAGCGGAUUUGAGGGAAUGUUCACUAAGAAGGAAGGACAAUGGGAUUGCAGUGUGUGCUUACUAAGAAAUGAAGCCAGUGCUACCAAAUGUAUUGCUUGUCAGAAUCCAGGUAAACAAAAUCAGACUACUACUGCAAUUUCAACACCUGCCUCUUCAGAGACAAGCAAAGCUCCAAAGAGUGGAUUUGAGGGAAUGUUCACUAAGAAGGAAGGACAGUGGGAUUGCAGUAUGUGCUUAGUAAGAAAUGAAGCCAGUGCUACCAAAUGUAUUGCUUGUCAGUAUCCAAGUAAACAAAAUCAGACAACUGCAAUUUCAACACCUGCCUCUUCGGAGGUAAGCAAGGCUCCAAAGAGUGGAUUUGAAGGAAUGUUCAUCAAGAAAGGACAGUGGGAUUGUAGUGUUUGCUUUGUACAAAAUGAGAGUUCUUCUUUAACAUGUGUAGCUUGUGAUGCCUCUAAACCAACUCAUAAACCUAUUGCAGAAGCUCCUUCAGCUUUCACAUUGGGCUCAGAAAUUAAGUUGCAUGACUCUUCUGGAAGUCAGGUGGGAACAGGAUUUAAAAGUAAUUUCUCAGAAAAAGCUUUUAAGUUUGGCAAUACAGAGCAAGGAUUCAAAUUUGGGCAUGUGGAUCAAGAAAAUUCACCUUCAUUUAUGUUUCAGGGUUCUUCUAAUACAGAAUUUAAGUCAACCAAAGAAGGAUUUUCCAUCCCUGUGUCUGCUGAUGGAUUUAAAUUUGGCAUUUCGGAACCAGGAAAUCAAGAAAAGAAAAGUGAAAAGCCUCUUGAAAAUGAUUCUGGCUUCCAGACUCAGGAUAUUAGUAGCCAGAAGAAUGGUGGUGGUGUGAUUUUUGGUCAAACAAGUAGCACUUUUACAUUUGCAGAUCUUGCAAAAUCAACCUCAGGAGAAGGAUUUCAAUUUGGCAAAAAAGACCCCAAUUUCAAGGGAUUUUCAGGUGCUGGAGAAAAAUUAUUCUCAUCACAAUGUGGUAAAAUGGCCGAUAAAGCAAACACUUCUGGUGACUUUGAGAAAGAUGAUGAUGCCUAUAAGACUGAGGACAGCGAUGACAUCCAUUUUGAACCAGUAGUUCAAAUGCCUGAAAAAGUAGAACUUGUAACAGGAGAAGAAGAUGAAAAAGUUCUGUAUUCACAGCGGGUAAAACUGUUUAGGUUUGAUGCUGAGAUAAGUCAGUGGAAAGAAAGGGGCUUGGGGAACUUAAAAAUUCUCAAAAAUGAGGUCAAUGGCAAACUAAGAAUGCUGAUGCGAAGAGAACAAGUACUAAAAGUGUGUGCUAAUCACUGGAUAACGACUACGAUGAAUCUGAAGCCUCUCUCUGGAUCAGACAGAGCAUGGAUGUGGUUAGCCAGUGAUUUCUCUGAUGGUGAUGCCAAACUAGAGCAGUUGGCAGCAAAAUUUAAAACACCGGAGCUGGCUGAAGAAUUCAAGCAGAAGUUUGAGGAAUGCCAGCGGCUCCUGUUAGACAUACCACUUCAAACUCCCCAUAAACUUGUAGAUACUGGCAGAGCUGCCAAGUUAAUACAGAGAGCUGAAGAAAUGAAGAGUGGACUGAAAGAUUUCAAGACAUUUUUGACAAAUGAUCAAGCAAAAGUCACUGAAGAAGAGAAUAAGAAUUCAGGUACAGGUUCUGCCAGUGCCUCAGACACAACAAUAAAACCCAAUCCCGAAAACACUGGGCCCACAUUAGAAUGGGAUAACUAUGAUUUAAGGGAAGAUGCUUUGGAUGAUAGUGUUAGUAGUAGCUCAGUACAUGCUUCUCCAGUGGCAAGUAGCCCUGUGAGAAAAAAUCUUUUCCGCUUUGGUGAGUCAACAACAGGAUUUAACUUCAGUUUUAAAUCUGCUUUGAGUCCAUCUAAGUCUCCUGCCAAGUUGAAUCAGAGUGGGACAUCAGUUGGCACUGAUGAAGAAUCUGAUGUUACUCAAGAAGAAGAGAGAGAUGGACAGUACUUUGAACCUGUUGUUCCUUUACCUGAUCUAGUUGAAGUAUCCAGUGGUGAGGAAAAUGAACAAGUUGUUUUUAGUCACAGGGCGAAACUCUACAGAUACGAUAAAGAUGUUGGUCAGUGGAAAGAAAGGGGCAUUGGUGAUAUAAAGAUUUUACAGAAUUAUGAUAAUAAGCAAGUUCGUAUAGUGAUGAGAAGGGACCAAGUAUUAAAACUUUGUGCCAAUCACAGAAUAACUCCAGACAUGACUUUGCAAAAUAUGAAAGGGACAGAAAGAGUAUGGGUGUGGACUGCAUGUGAUUUUGCAGAUGGAGAAAGAAAAGUAGAGCAUUUAGCUGUUCGUUUUAAACUACAGGAUGUUGCAGACUCAUUUAAGAAAAUUUUUGAUGAAGCAAAAACAGCCCAGGAAAAAGAUUCUUUGAUAACACCUCAUGUUUCUCGGUCAGGCACUCCCAGAGAGUCACCAUGUGGCAAAAUUGCUGUAGCUGUAUUAGAAGAGACCACAAGAGAGAGGACAGAUGUUAUUCAGGGUGAUGAUGUAGCAGAUGCAACUUCAGAAGUUGAAGUGUCUAGCACAUCUGAAACAACAACAAAAGCAGUGGUUUCUCCUCCAAAGUUUGUAUUUGGUUCAGAGUCUGUUAAAAGCAUUUUUAGUAGUGAAAAAUCAAAACCAUUUGCAUUUGGCAACAGUUCAGCCACUGGGUCUUUGUUUGGAUUUAGUUUUAAUGCACCUUUGAAAAGUAACAAUAGCGAAACUAGUUCAGUAGCCCAGAGUGGAUCUGAAAGCAAAGUGGAACCUAACAAAUGUGAACUGUCAAAAAACUCUGAUAUCGAACAGUCUUCAGAUAGCAAAGUCAAAAAUCUCUUUGCUUCCUUUCCAACGGAAGAAUCUUCAAUCAAUUACACAUUUAAAACACCAGAAAAGGGAUUUAAUUUUAGCCUUUUUAAAUCUAAUCCCAUGGCCUUUUGGACUAGCACCCCUUCCUCACAGCCUGAGAGCAAAGCAAAAGAGAAGAAAAAACCUGAGGAUUCUCCCUCAGAUGAUGAUGUUCUCAUUGUAUAUGAACUAACUCCAACCGCUGAGCAGAAAGCCCUUGCAACCAAACUGAAACUUCCUCCAACUUUCUUCUGCUACAAGAAUAGACCAGAUUAUGUUAGUGAAGAAGAGGAGGAUGAUGAAGAUUUCGAAACUGCUGUCAAGAAACUUAAUGGAAAACUGUAUUUGGAUGGCUCAGAAAAAUGUAGACCCUUGGAAGAAAAUACAGCAGAUGAUGAGAAAGAAUGUAUUAUUGUUUGGGAAAAGAAACCGACAGUUGAAGAGAAGGCAAAAGCAGAUACGUUAAAACUUCCACCUACAUUUUUUUGUGGAGUCUGUAGUGAUACUGAUGAAGACAAUGGAAAUGGGGAAGACUUUCAAUCAGAGCUUCAAAAAGUUCAGGAAGCUCAAAAAUCUCAGACAGAAGAAAUAACUAGCACAACAGACAGUGUAUAUACAGGUGGGACUGAAGUGAUGGUACCUUCUUUCUGUAAAUCUGAAGAACCUGAUUCUACUACCAAAUCCAUUAGUUCACCAUCUGUUUCCUCUGAAACUAUGGACAAACCUGUAGAUUUGUCAACUAGAAAGGAACUUGAUACAGAAUCUGCAAGCCAAGGGGAAAGCAAAAUAGUUUCAUUUGGAUUUGGAAGUAGCACAGGGCUCUCAUUUGCAGACUUGGCUUCCAGUAAUUCUGGAGAUUUUGCUUUUGGUUCUAAAGAUAAAAAUUUCCAGUGGGCAAAUACUGGAGCGGCUGUGUUUGGAACACAGUCAGUUGGAACCCAGUCAAUUGGUAAAGUUGGUGAAGAUGAAGAUGGUAGUGAUGAAGAAGUAGUUCAUAACGAAGAUAUCCAUUUUGAACCAAUAGUGUCACUACCAGAGGUAGAAGUAAAAUCUGGAGAAGAAGAUGAAGAAAUUUUGUUUAAAGAGAGAGCCAAACUUUAUAGAUGGGAUCGGGAUGUCAGUCAGUGGAAGGAACGUGGUGUUGGAGAUAUAAAGAUUCUUUGGCAUACAAUGAAGAAUUAUUACCGGAUCCUUAUGAGAAGAGACCAGGUUUUUAAAGUGUGUGCAAACCACGUUAUUACUAAAACAAUGGAAUUAAAGCCCUUAAAUGUUUCAAAUAAUGCUUUAGUUUGGACUGCCUCAGAUUAUGCUGAUGGAGAAGCAAAAGUAGAACAGCUUGCAGUGAGAUUUAAAACUAAAGAAGUAGCUGAUUGUUUCAAGAAAACAUUUGAAGAAUGUCAGCAGAAUUUAUUGCAACUCCAGAAAGGACAUGUAUCACCGGCAGCAGAAUUAUCAAAGGAGACCAAUCCUGUGGUGUUUUUUGAUGUUUGUGUGGACAGUGAACCUCUAGGGCGGAUAACUAUGGAGUUAUUUUCGAACAUUGUUCCUCGUACUGCUGAGAACUUCAGAGCACUGUGCACUGGAGAAAAAGGCUUUGGUUUCAAGAAUUCCAUUUUUCACAGAGUAAUUCCAGAUUUUGUUUGCCAAGGAGGAGAUAUCACCAAACAUGAUGGAACAGGUGGACAGUCCAUUUAUGGAGAUAAAUUUGAAGAUGAAAAUUUUGAUGUGAAACAUACUGGUCCUGGUUUACUAUCCAUGGCCAAUCGAGGGCAGAAUACCAAUAAUUCUCAAUUUUUUAUAACAUUGAAAAAAGCAGAACAUUUGGACUUUAAGCAUGUAGUAUUUGGGUUUGUUAAGGAUGGCAUGGAUACUGUGAAAAAGAUUGAAUCAUUUGGUUCUCCCAAAGGGUCUGUUUGUCGAAGAAUAACUAUCACAGAAUGUGGACAAAUAUAAAAUCAUUGUGUUUCAUAGAAAAUUUUAUCUGUAUAAGCAGUUGAAUUGAAGCUUAGUUAUUACAAUUUGAUAAUUAUGUUCAGCUUUUGAAAAUGGACAUUUCUGAUGUACAAAUGUAAAAUUGCAGCUUAUAGCUGUUGUCACUUUUUAAUAUGUUAUAAUUGACCUUGCAUGGUGUGAAAUAAAAGUUUAAACACUGGUGUAUUUCAGGUGUACUUGUGUUUAUGUACUCCUGACAUAUUUGUAUUAAAAUGGAAUAAUACUAAUCUUGUUAAAAGCAAUAGACCUUCUCAAACUAUUGAAGGAAUAUGAUAUAUGCAAUUUAAUUUUAAUUCCUUUUAAGAUAUUUGGACUUCCUGCAUGGAUAUACUUACCAUUUGAAUAAAGGGACCACAACUUGGAUAAUUUUACUUUAGAUUUGAAAUAUAUUUGGUAAUCUUAACUAUUGGUGUACUCAUUUAUGCAUAGAGACUCAUUUAUGAAUGGGUAGAGCCACAGAACGUACAGAGUUAACCAAAGUGCUCUUCUCUAGAAUCUUUACACCUCCUGUGUGGUUACAAGUUAACUUUUUAAGUAGCGUACCUUCCUUAAAAUAUCUAGCUUCCUGUGCCCUUUCAUAGGUAUUCAAUUAAUUUUUACAUUUUAAACAAGUUGACUAUUUCCUUUAGGGGUUUUGUUUUCAACUUUUCUGUCAUCUGUCUCUACUACCUCAGAAACUGCAGCUUGGUUCUGAUGAUAGAAACUGAAUUUUUCCUUGUAGUUACUGUGAUAAAGUAUGAAUAUUUUUAGAAAGUCUAUGCCAUGUUAUUUGGUUAAAGAUUUGCUUUAUACAGGAUUGUUGCAGUACCUUUUUCUGGUAAAUUUUGUAGCAGAAAUAAAAUGACAAUUCAUAAGAGCCACUGACAUUCAAAAAAUUCAUUACUUGUGCUUCUGGUUAUUCUAAAGGAAGACAAUUCAGAGGCAGUAAAUUCAAACUGCCGCCUAACUUCCAGAGCUAGUUUCUCAAGUUUGAUAUACACUGCAAAUGUAUUUGCAAAUGGCUUAUAUCAAAUGUUAGGCAAAUUGCUAAAGAAAAGAGGAUGUUCUUAUUGGCCUACUCGAUACGGAACUACAAAGAAUCCAGGUAGAACACAAAAUUCUGUAUAUUGCAAUUAUGAAUACUGACUCUCUUCUACCCAAAGAACACAUUCUUUCUGGUGAAAUUACCUCAUUUUAUUUAGUGAGGAAAGACAGGUUUAUUCCCUGUUAUAUGGGGAUUUGGAAAUUGGGUAUCCUAAAGCAAGUAACUGUUCAAAAGAGGGGAGGGAUGUUGUGCGAGUAAUGAGUGAUGGUAUACCAUCACCAUUCCACUCAGCCACAAAGCCAGAUACCUGAAAUAAACCUACUCAAGAACUAUGGAUUACAUAUGUUUACACUAAAUGUUUCAAAUUGGCUUAUUUGGAAAUCUGUGUAAUAUAAACUGAUGUAAAGUGUGUUGUAACUUUUCAGCUGAGACAGCUGAUGCCUUCGUCAUGAUUUUAGAAUAAAUUCUUAACAAUGCAAGUGCAUUUUAAGAGACUUCUUACAGAUUUCUGUGCUUUCCUAAAGCAUUAAAGUUACAAAUUAAAAAGCUUUAAACUUUGACCAAAAAUUUGACAAAAUGACAUGUAAACUGACUUUUCUAGUAUUAGUAUUCCAAAGAUGCUUAACAGUGGCUUGUGGCAUUUAUGAGAAAGUCUUUGUGUCACAUUUCAGGAAAGGACUUUGAUUUCUCUUUGUUAUUUAAUCACUGAUGUGGUCUAAACCCACGAUGAUAUGUAUCUAUCUUUCCUUUUAAACUGGAUUUUAUAUUGUCUCAUUAAAAUCUGCUUAAAGAUAGAAUAAAGUAAUUCAUUAUUUGUA
Messenger RNA from Rhinopithecus roxellana (golden snub-nosed monkey), 11953 nucleotides. RefSeq names its product E3 SUMO-protein ligase RanBP2. Lineage: Eukaryota; Metazoa; Chordata; Mammalia; Primates; Cercopithecidae. Gene Ontology annotation, biological process: protein peptidyl-prolyl isomerization; protein folding; NLS-bearing protein import into nucleus. Gene Ontology annotation, cellular component: nuclear pore; cytoplasm. The record is from RefSeq and is a predicted model, not a curated record. The coding region runs from base 143 to 10072 and encodes 3309 amino acids. Gene Ontology annotation, molecular function: peptidyl-prolyl cis-trans isomerase activity; GTPase activator activity; protein binding. The transcript has 30 exons.